This is a messenger RNA of Manis javanica (Malayan pangolin), 1506 nucleotides long. NCBI's taxonomy places the organism in Eukaryota, Metazoa, Chordata, Mammalia, Pholidota, Manidae. The record is from RefSeq and is a predicted model, not a curated record.
AUGCACGAGAGUGAUGGAGAACUUUUUGAUGUCAAGUUCUUAUCUUCAACCCAACCUUUGAAAACAAGUGUUUUUAAACAAGAAGGUCCAGAACCUGCACUUAUUCUAGAGGGAACAAACGAAGCUAAUAUUCAAAGGGGACAAAAGGAAUCGACUAAGCCGGGAGGCAGCAACAUGCAAGGACAACCAGGGCAUCCUAACCAGCCAGGAGAACCAGGGGAUUCCAAUCAGCCUGGGAGUCUGCAAGGGAAUUCAGGAGGAUCUAAUGAGGAAGGGAAUCCAGAGGCUUCUAAUGAGCAAGGGAAGCCAGGAUCUUCUGGACACAAAGGAAAACCUGGAUCUUCUGGCCAGCAAGGGAAGCCAGGAUCUUCUGGCCACCAAGGAAAACCAGGAUCUUCUGGCCAGCAAGGAAAACCAGGAUCUUCUGGCCAGCAAGGGAAGCCAGGAUCUUCUGGCCACCAAGGAAAACCAGGAUCUUCUGGCCAGCAAGGAAAACCAGGAUCUUCUGGCCAGCAAGGGAAGCCAGGAUCUUCUGGCCACCAAGGAAAACCAGGAUCUUCUGGCCAGCAAGGGCAGCCAGAAUCUUCUGGCCAGCAAGGGAAACCAGGAUCUUUUGGCCACCAAGGAAAACCAGGAUCUUCUGGCCAGCAAGGAAAACCAGGAUCUUCUGGCCAGCAAGGGAAGCCAGGAUCUUUUGGCCACCAAGGAAAACCAGGAUCUUCUGGCCAGCAAGGAAAACCAGGAUCUUCUGGCCAGCAAGGGAAACCAGGAUCUUUUGGCCACCAAGGAAAACCAGGAUCUUCUGGCCAGCAAGGAAAACCAGGAUCUUCUGGCCAGCAAGGGAAACCAGGAUCUUUUGGCCACCAAGGAAAACCAGGAUCUUCUGGCCAGCAAGGAAAACCAGGAUCUUCUGGCCAGCAAGGGAAGCCAGGAUCUUUUGGCCAGCAAGGGAAACCAGGAUCUUCUGGCCAGCAAGGAAAACCAGGAUCUUCUGGCCAGCAAGGAAAACCAGGAUCUUCUGGCCAGCAAGGGAAGCCAGGAUCUUUUGGCCAGCAAGGGAAACCAGGAUCUUCUGGCCAGCAAGGAAAACCAGGAUCUUCUGGCCAGCAAGGAAAACCAGGAUCUUCUGGCCAGCAAGGAAAACCAGGAUCUUCUGGCCAGCAAGGAAAACCAGGAUCUUCUUGCCAGCAAGGAAAACCUGGAUCUUCUUGCCAGCAAGGGAAGCCAGGAUCUUCUGGCCACCAAGGGAAGCCAGGAUCUUCUGGCCACCAAGGAAAACCAGGACUGUCUAGGCAACAACAGAGAUCAAGACCUUUUUACACUCAACAAGAAAGAAAAAGUGUAGACAACCUUUUGAAUCACAAUCUAAAAGAGAUUCAGACUGGCAGUACCAGCAACGAGAAUCCAACUGGACAAACAAACUGUCAAUCUGCCUACCAACCCAUCUGUGGCUCUGAUGGGAAGGCCUGUGGUGACCACUGCCUCUUUAAUGAGGCAAAAAGUUAG